AAAUAUAAAUAAAUAUUUCCCAUUUUUUAUUUUCUCAAUUUAAUCACUACAUACAACAAAACUUAGUAACACUAUUGCUUCACGAGUGUUCCAAAUUUUUAAUGCUCCUUUCUAAAAAUAACACACUUUCUUUUCUUUUCUUAACUUAACCACCACCACCACCACCAUGAACCCACCGGAAUUUCCCUCCGGCGGAACUUCAACGCCGUCACCAAAGAAAGAGAUACAAAUACAAGGUACACGUCCACCGCCGCUAAGAGUGAGCAAAGACUCUCACACAAUUACCAAACCACCGCGUCAUCCUGCCGUCCACCAUCAUCCGCCGGCGGGAGCUUCACAACACCGACAACCACUCAUCAUCUACUCCGUUUCUCCAAAAGUUCUCCAUGUCACUGAAAGCAACUUCAUGGACGUUGUUCAGCGUCUCACUGGACCUUCCGCCGGAGAAGAAGCUCCUCAACAAUCUGGCGCGGUUUCGCCGGCGGCGAGACUUGCGUCUAUUGAAAGAACAAGUCCGACGGAGAGAGAAAGAGUUCAAAACACUAUAGACGAAGAUUUGACUUGGUUGUUAGAAGGAUUUGAAAUGGGUCAGUUUCCCGGGAUAUUGUCUCCGGCACCGGCGACUUUACCGCCGAUAUCGCAGGGAUAUUUUUCACCGAUGAAUGAACCGCAAACGACGCCGUUUUGGCAUGAUAUGAGUCCGUUUUGGUAUGGAAAUAGCUUUGUGGCGAGUCCGUCGGGUUUACUUUCAGCCACCGUGGUUUCACCGUUGCCGUCGCCGGAUCUAUUUUCUAUUUUUGACUAAUUUUAAUUUUUGUAUUUUAUUUUUACAGAAAAUGUGUUUUUCUGACUUUUCAUUGAUUAUUAUUAGGAAGGUUGAAAAUUCAACAUUCACUCACUGACUUUUGUGCCAUAUCAGCCACACAAGUUUUGGUUUCUGUGUAUAUUGGUGUGAUUGGAAAAAAAUUAUCAACAAUGUUGGAAACUUUGGUCCA
Messenger RNA from Trifolium pratense (red clover), 995 nucleotides. RefSeq names its product protein MKS1. The transcript has a single exon. The coding region runs from base 167 to 805 and encodes 212 amino acids. NCBI's taxonomy places the organism in Eukaryota, Viridiplantae, Streptophyta, Magnoliopsida, Fabales, Fabaceae. The record is from RefSeq and is a predicted model, not a curated record. Gene Ontology annotation, cellular component: nucleus.